This is a messenger RNA of Caenorhabditis bovis, 1032 nucleotides long. Lineage: Eukaryota; Metazoa; Nematoda; Chromadorea; Rhabditida; Rhabditidae. The record is from the annotation of a GenBank genome assembly.
AUGGGACGAGUUUUUAAGAGAAAAGCGGCGGAGAGUGAGGAACAAAAGAGUAGCACGAAGAGGAAUCGAGAGGAACGCGAGGAAGAGGAUGAGGAAUUGAAUGAGGUUGUUGAUGAGGAGCAGGAAUCGGAUGAGUCGGAGGAUGAUUCUGAUGAGGAGGACGAGGAAAGUAUUGAGGAAGACGAGGAAGAGGGCGAGGAAAAUGGAGAUGGAGAUGAUGAGAAAUUUUUGGAUUUCGACUUUGAGGGAUUUCCGAUGGAGGAGAAUGAUCGCGACGGAAUUGUUAACAUGCUCACUCAGACAUUUUUGCGAACUGACAUCGAUUUGAAAGGAAUGGCCGAUGCGCUCAUCGAACAGGCGCCGUUUGGUUUGGUUGUUGGGCCGGCUGAUGAUGAAGCUGACGAGGACGACAAAAACGCGGUGCACGCGAUUUGCACAGCGAUUCAAAUUUGUCCGAAAAAGGCGAAAAGUGCGAAAUUCGAGAAGGAUAUUGAAGCAUUUUUGACGUCGAGAGCAAAAAAAUCGGCUCCAAAAGAGUUUUUGAGAAAAUUGGACGAAUUUCUUCAAGACGAUUCGACGAUGAUUUUUGUCAACGAGCGAAUGCUCAAUUUUCCCACCAUAAUUGUGCCGAAGAAUUUUGCGAGCUUGAGAAAUGACAUUGUUGGGCUCGCGGAGCCGCCGAAAAAUGUGAUUUAUAUUCAGAAGAUUCGAAUCGGCGAGGCGAAGGAGGGAGAUCAGCAGAAGGAGCAGAAGGCGAGGAGAAAAAUGGGAAAAGCGGAAAAGAAGCGACUUGCUGCUUCGCAAUUGGCCCAGGCUGACAUCGAAUUCGACAACGCCGAGGACAAAUUCCUUUUUGAGUUGGAGGAUGGCGAUGAGAUGCAUUUUGAUUAUCCGGUGCAUAUGGACGUCGAACCCGGCAGCAAAUUCCAUGUCAUCGAGAAAAAAGGCCGAAAAUGGAAUCCGUUUCGCCGUCUUGUCCUCAUGGACUACAAGCGAUUCGACGCAUUUUUGCAGCGCGGAAUGCAUCUUUAA